CCACUGUUAGUUAAGAAACGGUUUCUCCGCUUCCCUAUUUUACCCUUCUUUUCUCCCCAAUUUACUCUGGGAUGUAUCCAAGUCUCUUCACCUCCACCACUAGAUUUUAUAGAGAAGGAAGAUGAUUGGUUGGAAAGAUCUCUACACGGUCUUGACGGCCGUGGUUCCCCUGUAUGUGGCAAUGAUCUUAGCUUACGGUUCGGUCCGGUGGUGGAAAAUCUUCACCCCGGACCAGUGCUCCGGUAUCAACCGUUUCGUAGCCAUCUUCGCCGUUCCUCUGCUCUCCUUCCAUUUCAUCUCCUCCAACAACCCUUACACCAUGAACUUCCGCUUCAUCGCCGCCGAUACGCUCCAGAAGAUUAUCAUGCUCGUGGUCCUGGGCAUCUGGACAAACUUCACCAAAAAGGGAAGCCUAGAAUGGAUGAUCACCAUCUUCUCCCUCUCCACCCUUCCAAACACCUUGGUCAUGGGAAUCCCUCUCCUUAUCGCCAUGUACGGCGAAUCCUCCGGUACCCUCAUGGUUCAAGUGGUGGUAUUGCAGUGUAUCAUAUGGUACACCCUCCUGCUCUUCCUCUUCGAGUACCGUGGGGCAAAGAUGUUGAUCAUGGAGCAAUUCCCCGAAACAGCCGCAUCCAUCGGUUCCUUCAAGGUGGAUGCCGACGUCGUCUCCCUUGACGGCCAUGAAUUCUUGCAAACGGAUGCGGAGAUCGGCGAUGAUGGGAAGCUCCACGUGACGGUGAGGAAGUCCAAUGCGUCGAGGCGGUCGCUGGCAAUGACGCCUAGGCCGUCGAAUCUCACCGGGGCAGAGAUUUACAGCUUAAAUUCUUCCAGGAAUCAGACGCCGAGGGGUUCCAAUUUCAACAACACCGACUUCUAUUCGAUGAUGGGUUGCCAAGGUUUUCCGGCGAGGCAUUCCAAUUUAUCGUCCAAGGGGCCAACGCCAAGGCCGUCGAAUUUCGAGGAGAAUUGCGCACCUGGAGCACAGCCUAUCAGCUCUCCUCGUUUCGGAUGCUAUCCUGCGCCAAAUCCAGAAAUCUCUGCUCCUGCAACUAAUAACAAUAAGAACCCUAACUCCAACAAGAAUCAACAACAACAGACGAAUGUGCAGGGACAGAGUAAAGCGAUCCACGAUGCGAAGGAGCUUCACAUGUUCGUGUGGAGUUCCAGUGCUUCGCCAGUGUCGGAAGGAUGCGGGCUCAACGUGUUCAGCGGGACAGAAUUCGUUGCAGCGGAGCAAUCUGGACGGUCAGAUCAUGGCGCGAAGGAGAUCCGGAUGUUAGUGACUGAUCACCCUCAAAACGGGGGAAACAAAGCGAUACCGGAAAGUGAGGAUUUUGGUGGAGAGAAUAUCAGCUUUUCAGAGGGAGAGGAUUAUAGACAGAAGGAAGGGACAGCUGGUUUGGCCGGCUCAACGACGGAGUUGCACCCCAAUGGCACCGGAAUGGAAGAGUCCGGUACCGGGAAACAGAUGCCUCCGGCGAGUGUCAUGACCCGUCUGAUCCUUAUCAUGGUAUGGAGAAAACUUGUCCGUAACCCAAACACGUAUUCCAGCCUCAUUGGCCUCGUCUGGUCUCUCAUUUGCUUCAGGUGGCAUGUGUCGAUGCCAAAAAUAAUACAGAAGUCCAUCGCCAUUCUCUCUGACGCUGGUCUCGGAAUGGCUAUGUUCAGCUUAGGACUUUUUAUGGCUCUACAACCGAAGAUAAUCGCAUGUGGGAACUCCGUUGCGGUUUUCUCGAUGGUCAUCAGGUUCAUUGCCGGCCCAGCCGUCAUGGCGGCAGCAUCUUUUGCAGUUGGUAUACGAGGUGUCCUCCUCCGUGUGGCAAUUGUUCAGGCGGCACUACCCCAAGGGAUAGUCCCUUUCGUGUUUGCUAAAGAGUAUAACGUCCAUCCAACUAUUCUUAGUACUGCAGUCAUAUUUGGGAUGCUCAUAGCGUUGCCGAUUACCCUGCUUUACUACAUUCUUCUAGAACUCUAAAAGUUUUCGUGAAGAGAUGAAAAACGAAAGUCAAAGAACGCGAGGGAGUGUAAA
This is a messenger RNA of Telopea speciosissima, 2029 nucleotides long. RefSeq names its product auxin efflux carrier component 3-like. Gene Ontology annotation, molecular function: auxin efflux transmembrane transporter activity. Bases 122 to 1975 code for a protein of 617 amino acids. The record is from RefSeq and is a predicted model, not a curated record. Gene Ontology annotation, cellular component: plasma membrane; endoplasmic reticulum. The transcript has 7 exons. Lineage: Eukaryota; Viridiplantae; Streptophyta; Magnoliopsida; Proteales; Proteaceae. Gene Ontology annotation, biological process: auxin polar transport; auxin export across the plasma membrane.